Molecule: messenger RNA, 1104 nt
Organism: Cokeromyces recurvatus
Lineage: Eukaryota; Fungi; Mucoromycota; Mucoromycetes; Mucorales; Mucoraceae
Exons: 1
Coding region: 1-1104 (367 amino acids)
Source: RefSeq, a predicted model, not a curated record
AUGUCCAACAUUCAGUCAAUUACUAACUUAUAUCGUGUUGACACUACAAGUGGAAGCAAUGCAGUUACAGUUACACAAACAGAUUAUAUAACCUCAACUAUUCUUGUACCUGAAGCUUCUUCUCCUACUGCCUCCCUUAUUUUUACACCAUCUAAUAAUAAUAUUCCUGUCUAUACUGCUGAUCAAAGUGUUUGGGAUCAACGUCUCCAUUAUUAUUUGCCUAUUAUUCUUGUCUUUGCGCUUAUAGGCGUCAUUACCAUUCUCGGCUUUCUUAUUUAUUUUUUUUAUCGUAUCUAUAGAAUGACUUAUCAAGCAUAUGGACGUCGUCAGUUAUCAUGGAAUAUGGAUAGUCAUUUUGAAACUAAAAAGCAAGCUAGUCCCAUUACAACUCAUUUUACUCACUUUAUUCGUAAGUUCUAUCCUAUGUCUGUGACAGAGGAUACUAUAGAGACUCGUCAACGUGAGCCAAUUCAUUACGAUACUACAGAGCCAUCUGGCCUACUUGCAAAAUUACUUUAUAAACCUAAACAAAAUAGGUUGCCUAUCUUAGAGGCACCUGUACAAAAUUUGGAAUAUCCUAUCUCAUCUACCUUUGUGCCUAUUCAACCAUCUUCAUUGACGUUAGUACCUCGUUCUGAAAUUUGGCAAGACCCUGCGCGUCGACGUGGAGUAGACGAAGUAGCCCUUUGGGAACAAAGAAAACAACAACAACAACAGCAGCAGCAGCAGCAGCAGCAAAGGCCUGCUAUGUGGCGCUUUCAAGAAUACCCUCAAUCACCUGAAGAAAAUACUCAGAUGCAAUAUUUUAGUAUUAAACAUCAUGGAUCCAAUCCUAUCGAGACUACUAGCUUACGAUCUUCAAGCACUAUUAAGGAUUUAGCAGAGCCUCAAUAUCUAUAUCGUUCCAAUUCGAUUCCUUAUGGUCAACCUUCUUCUUCUACUGCCUAUCAAGAUCAUCAUAAUGAAGAUGGAUAUAACAUGAAUAUCACAAAUGGCAAAUCUCCUAUAAGUGAUGUUCAUAGAGCAAGGCAAAUGCUUAGACAUGGCCAAAUGGAAAAUAAUAGUAGUCAAUGGCUUCAAUUUACUGGUAGCCGGAGUCUUUAA